AUGAUGCAUGAUGGGUCCAGACUUCAGGACCUCAUUCGAGGACCUCAUUCGGGGAUUCAAGGGUCCCGGAGGGUCCGGAGGACCGCGUCAGCAACAGCCUGGAUAGACAGCGGAGCUGCGGAGCUCGUAAAUGCCCAAUGCAGGCCCAAUCGGAAGCAUGGCUCCCCUCCGUUUGUUCCUCGUGCUCUCUGCGGCCGUUCUUCUGGCAACAGCUGCCCCGAGCGGAGGCGCUGCGUUGCGCCAGCGAGGCGCCGCUUGCAGCAAAGAGCGUCCUUUGAAUCAGACACUAUUUCGCUCAGCAUCGCUGGAGUGCCCUCACAAACCCAGGCUGUCAAUGUGGGCUACCAAACCACAUUGACUUUCACCGUCACAAACACCGACAGCCAGGCUGCCGUCGUCGACAAGCUCAUCUCGAUUUCGGCUACGUCCGCCGGGUUUUCAUGGUCCCUCUCCCAGUUCGUGUCAACCGUCCCGUUCUUCUUUGCGCGGAACGGCCCCGGCUCAGUGACUGUCUCGCUAGCCCAGUUCCCGCCCGGGGCGAGUGCCCAGUUCUCCCUGGUGCUGACGGCGUUCCGAGUGAAUCUGUCAUCAGACCUGGCCUUCAUCAGCGGCGCCGACGUGCAGAUCUUUCUUCCGCAAGUCAAGGCCGCAGAUCAGGGCGUCUGCGGGAGUGGACCCGCCACUGACUUCCCCCUCCGCUGCUAUUACAACAACGAUCCGCAGGGCCGCUACGUGUGCUGCGACAACGAGGGCUGCGCUGGGUUCAACCCCCCACAAAAUUUCGUCCCGCGCUGCGCCAACAAUGGCUUCGUUCCCACUCUCACUCAGCCCCCUACCCCGACACCUACCGCUACCCAGCCUCCGCCGGCUACCCCUUCCCCUACCCCGGCCUCUACCCAAUCUCGGGCUACCCCUUCCCCGACCAGACCCACUACGAUCAACUUCCCCAAGGACACGCCCUGCCCGGUCGUGGGCGGCUUUGCGGCCAACAGCUGCUUCGACGCGGCCGGCACCUUCCACGCGUGCUGCGAGAACCCCGACUCGUGCGGCGCAUUCAAGGCCAAUGGGGACCCCACGUGCGCGGCCGGCAACUACCUGUCCCUGCCGUAAUUGCUUUUGUUUGGAAGAGUAGGUAAGCUCGAAAGAGAACCUCGCCAGGCGGGACGUAGAAUGUAGUAAUCCUGAGAGGCACAUGCGACUCGUAACUCCGAGCAUCGACUUAGGAAAGAUCGAGUUAAAACACUAAUUGAAGGAAAGUGAGAGGGGAUUUAUACAUUCUGGAUAGACAACUAAGCAUAAGGAGAGCGGGUGUUCUGACCCCACCCAGCUACUGAGGUUUUGAAAUGGACACAAUCUAAUUUAAAGUCCGUUUACUAGCUGAGCUACUAGUGAACACUUCUAAUAGGCUAUCGAGUAGUAAGGAGCGGUCCGUCUAACUCCAGCCAGCCGCUACGAUUUUCGAGCCGCACCGACUUUGAUGUCCGCUAAUCCUAGCUGAACAGGUUGGACGUUUGGUAACACAUUCACACGUAGUAAGUAGUCCCUAAGUUUUGCCUCCGGCGGCCUUUUAUGGAUCUUGACUUCGGAACCACACUUCGUGGGAUGUCCAGUUUAAAGAGAUGGU
Klebsormidium nitens is the source of this 1624-nucleotide messenger RNA. Lineage: Eukaryota; Viridiplantae; Streptophyta; Klebsormidiophyceae; Klebsormidiales; Klebsormidiaceae. The record is from the annotation of a GenBank genome assembly.